This is a messenger RNA of Peronospora belbahrii, 1467 nucleotides long. NCBI's taxonomy places the organism in Eukaryota, Oomycota, Peronosporomycetes, Peronosporales, Peronosporaceae. The record is from the annotation of a GenBank genome assembly.
AUGAAUCAACAGAAGAAACGCACAGCUACCGAGUAUUCAAGUGAUUCAAAACGUCGCACUGUGAAACAGCCGAAUGACAACAAAGAGGAGUUAGUGUUUGAAGACCCAUUUGGAGAUGACAUGGAGGACGAAGAGAUGAUUGAGAGUGACGAUGAGGAGGAGGUUAUAGACGACAAGAUGAUUACGGAAAAGGAUGUGGAUAUGGACAAGGAUGAGCAGACGGAGAAGCAAGUAAAGAAGGUUUUCAUGCCUGGUGUGGAUAAGCUGGAAGACGACGAAGUUCUAGACUACGAUAGCAGUGCCUAUGAUAUGUACUACGCCAUGACGGCCGAGUGGCCCUCGCUUAGUAUUGAUGUUGUACGCGAUGACCUUGGUGCUGUACGCUCACGCUUCCCAAUGACAAUGUUCAUGGUGGCCGGUACACAGGCGACCAAUACGGAUGACAACCAGAUCACAGUCAUGAAGAUGUCGGAGCUACACAAAACCAAGCGUAAGGAUGACUUGGAAUCAGAAGGUGAAGACUCGGAAGACGAGGACGAGACGGAGGGAGACCCGGUACUCGAGUCUCGUUCCAUCCCACACCCGGGCGGUGUGAACCGCAUCCGCUGCAUGCCGCAGUCCUCGAAUAUUGUAGCUACCUGGUCGGACCGCAAGAAGGUGCAUCUUUGGGAUAUUGCCAAGCAACUUGAGUCACUGGACGGCAAGGCGGGUGCUCCACUGCCAGCUAAGCAGGCGCCUGUGCACACAUUCUCAGGACAUGCUGAUGAGGGUUUUGCCAUGGACUGGUCUCCUGUACAGUCUGGUCGUUUGGUAACGGGUGAUUGCAGCAAAUAUAUCUACCUUUGGGCCAACUCGGAUGGUGCAUGGAGCGUUGACAAAGUGCCGUUUACAGGCCAUAAGAGCUCAGUAGAGGACCUACAGUGGAGCCCAACGGAGGCAACAGUAUUUGCUUCGUGCUCGUCUGACUGCACCAUACGUAUUUGGGACAUUCGGCGAAAGGCUGGUAGUAUGCUGGAUGUCACUGCUCAUGACGACGACGUGAACGUGAUUACAUGGAACCGCAACGUUGCGUAUCUGUUGGCAUCUGGCUCGGACGAUGGAUCAUUCAAGAUUUGGGACUUGCGUAACUUUAAGGCCAAUAAUCCGGUGGCGCACUUCCGAUAUCACACGGCGCCGGUCACAUCAAUCGAGUGGCAUCCAACGGACGAGUCAGUACUUGCUGUAUCAGGUGCAGACAACCAGAUUUCAAUUUGGGAUAUGUCUGUGGAAGAAGACGCUGAGGCUGCUGGUGUACCUGUCCCAGAAGAGAACAGCGAGGCAAAGCUUGAUCUGCCACCCCAGUUGUUGUUUAUCCACCAAGGUCAGACUGACAUUAAGGAGCUACAUUUUCAUCCACAAUGUCCAGGUGUGAUUAUGAGCACGGCUGGUGACGGCUUUAACGUUUUUAAGCCUGCUAAUAUUUCGUAA